This is a messenger RNA of Penicillium manginii, 6783 nucleotides long. Its product is annotated as acetyl-CoA carboxylase ACC1. Bases 1 to 6783 code for a protein of 2260 amino acids. NCBI's taxonomy places the organism in Eukaryota, Fungi, Ascomycota, Eurotiomycetes, Eurotiales, Aspergillaceae. The transcript is spliced from 3 exons. Gene Ontology annotation, molecular function: acetyl-CoA carboxylase activity; ATP binding; metal ion binding. Gene Ontology annotation, biological process: fatty acid biosynthetic process. The record is from RefSeq and is a predicted model, not a curated record.
AUGGGCGUCACCAAUGGCAACAGCUCCAUGGCUGCUAAACAUGACGAACUUCCCUCACAUUUCAUCGGCGGUAACCGUCUGGAUCAAGCACCCCCGAGCAGUGUGAAGGAUUUCGUCGUUGAACAUGGCGGUCACUCCGUCAUUACCUCUGUCCUCAUCGCCAACAACGGUAUCGCCGCCGUCAAGGAGAUCCGCUCCGUGCGGAAAUGGGCUUACGAGACCUUUGGCAACGAGCGUGCCAUUCAAUUCACCGUCAUGGCCACCCCCGAGGAUCUGCAUGCCAACGCCGACUACAUUCGCAUGGCCGACCAAUAUGUCGAAGUCCCCGGUGGAACCAAUAAUAAUAAUUAUGCCAACGUCGAGCUGAUCGUCGAUGUUGCGGAGCGCAUGGAUGUCCACGCCGUCUGGGCGGGUUGGGGUCACGCCUCCGAAAACCCUCGGUUACCCGAGUCUUUGGCUGCCUCGCCGAAGAGGAUCAUUUUCAUCGGUCCCCCCGCUUCGGCUAUGCGCUCCCUCGGUGACAAGAUCUCCUCCACCAUUGUCGCCCAGCACGCCGGUGUUCCCUGUAUCCCCUGGUCCGGUACCGGUGUCGACGACGUCGAGGUUGACAGCAACGGUAUCGUGACCGUCCAGGAUGAUAUCUAUAACAAGGGUUGUACCUUCUCUCCUGAGCAGGGUCUGGAGAAGGCCAAGGAGAUUGGUUUCCCCGUCAUGGUCAAGGCCUCCGAAGGUGGUGGUGGUAAGGGUAUCCGUAAGGUCGAGAAUGAGGAGGAGUUCACCUCCCUCUACAACGCGGCCGCCAACGAGAUUCCCGGAUCCCCCAUCUUCAUCAUGAAGCUGGCUGGAAAUGCCCGCCAUCUGGAGGUCCAGCUGCUGGCUGAUCAGUACGGUAACAACAUUUCCCUCUUUGGUCGUGAUUGUUCCGUCCAGCGUCGUCACCAGAAGAUUAUCGAGGAGGCUCCCGUCACCAUCGCCAAGCCCAACACUUUCCAGGCCAUGGAGAAGGCCGCCGUCAGCCUGGGUCGUCUCGUCGGUUACGUCUCUGCCGGUACUGUUGAGUACCUGUACUCUCACUCCGACGACAAGUUCUACUUCCUCGAGUUGAACCCCCGUCUGCAGGUCGAGCACCCUACCACCGAGAUGGUUUCCGGUGUCAACUUGCCCGCCGCCCAGCUCCAGAUCGCCAUGGGUAUUCCCCUGCACCAGAUCCGCGACAUUCGUCUGCUCUACGGAGUUGAUCCCAACACCUCUUCCGAUAUCGACUUUGACUUCUCCAGCGAGGAGAGCUUCAAGGUCCAGCGUCGUCCCCAGCCCAAGGGCCACACCACCGCUUGCCGUAUCACCUCUGAGGACCCUGGUGAGGGUUUCAAGCCUUCCAGCGGUACUAUGCACGAGCUGAACUUCCGUUCUUCCUCCAACGUCUGGGGUUACUUCUCUGUCGGUACCGCCGGUGGUAUUCACAGUUUCUCCGACAGUCAAUUCGGUCACAUUUUCGCCUACGGUGAGAACCGUUCUGCCUCCCGGAAGCACAUGGUUGUUGCCCUCAAGGAGCUGAGCAUUCGUGGUGAUUUCCGUACCACUGUCGAAUACCUCAUCAAGCUGCUCGAGACUCCCGCUUUCGAGGACAACACCAUCACCACCGGUUGGUUGGACCAGCUGAUCUCCAACAAGCUGACUGCUGAGCGUCCUGACCCCAAUGUUGCCACCAUUUGCGGUGCUGUGACCAAGGCUCAUCUCGCUAGCGAGGCUGGUGUCGAGGAGUACCGCAAGGGUCUUGAGAAGGGUCAAGUCCCCUCCAAGGAUGUCCUGAAGACUGUCUUCCCCGUCGACUUCAUCUACGAGGGUUACCGCUACAAGUUCACCGCUACUCGCGCUGGUCUGGACAGCUACCACCUCUUCAUCAACGGUUCCAAGUGCUCCGUUGGUGUUCGUGCUCUGGCUGACGGUGGUCUGCUGGUUCUGCUGAACGGCCGCAGUCACAACGUUUACUGGAAGGAGGAGCCUGCUGCCACUCGCCUGAGUGUCGACGGCAAGACCUGUCUCUUGGAGCAGGAGAACGACCCCACCCAGCUUCGCUCUCCCUCCCCCGGUAAGCUGGUCAAGUUCACUCUUGAGAACGGCGAGCACGUCCGUGCCGGUCAGGCCUACGCCGAGGUUGAGGUCAUGAAGAUGUACAUGCCUCUGAUCGCCCAGGAGGACGGUAUCGUUCAGCUCAUCAAGCAGCCCGGUGCCACCCUCGAGGCUGGUGACAUCCUCGGUAUUCUGGCUCUGGAUGACCCCUCCCGCGUCAAGCACGCCCACCCCUUCACUGGGCAGCUGCCUGAGAUCGGUGCCCCUGUCGUUGUUGGCAACAAGCCUCCCCAGCGCUUCGCUCUGCUCUACACCAUUCUGGAGAACAUCCUCCGCGGUUUCGACAACCAGGUUAUCAUGGGUGCUACCCUCAAGGAGCUCGUCGAGGUGCUGCGCAACCCUGAACUCCCCUACGGCGAGUGGAAUGCCCAGUCCUCGGCUCUGCACUCCCGCAUGCCCCAAAAGCUUGAUGCUCAGCUCCAGACUGUCGUUGACAAGGCCAAGGCUCGCAAGGUCGAGUUCCCUGCCAAGACCCUCCAGAAGACCAUUGUCAAGUUCAUCGAGGAGAACGUCAACCCUGCUGAUGCUGAGAUCCUGAAGGCUACCAUGUUGCCCCUGAUCCAGGUCAUCAACAAGUACCUCGAUGGCCUCAAGACCAACGAGUACAAUGUCUUCAUCGCUCUGCUCGAGCAGUACUACCAGGUCGAGAAGCUCUUCUCUACUGGCACCAAGCGUGACGAGGAUGUUAUCCUGAAGCUCCGUGAGGAGAACAAGGAGGAUAUCGUCAGCGUUGUUCACACCGUUCUGUCCCACAGCCGCAUCGGCUCCAAGAACAACCUGGUCCUCGCCAUCCUCGACAUGUACCGCCCCAACCAGCCCAACGUUGGCGAUGUCGGCAAGCACUUCAAGCCCAUCCUGAAGAAGCUGACCGAGCUUGAGGCUCGUGCCGCUGCCAAGGUCACCCUCAAGGCUCGUGAGGUUCUCAUCCAGUGCGCUCUGCCUUCCCUCGAGGAGCGUCUGUCUCAGAUGGAGCACAUUCUCCGCUCUUCCGUUGUUGAGUCCCGCUACGGCGAGACCGGCUGGGAGCACCGUGAGCCUGACUUCGGUGCCCUGAAGGAGGUUGUUGAUUCCAAGUACACCGUCUUCGACGUUCUGCCUCGCUUCUUCAUCCACCAGGACCCCUGGGUCACCCUAGCCGCUCUUGAGGUCUACGUCCGCCGUGCUUACCGUGCCUAUACCCUCAAGGCGAUCGACUACAGCGCCACCAAUGAGCCUCCCUUCCUCUCCUGGGACUUCACUCUGGGCAAGCUUGGCCAGCCCGAGUUUGGCUCUGUCUCCUCCACCCAGCCCUCUGCUCCCGGUACUCCCACCACUGAGAUCAACCCCUUCAAGCGCAUCAACUCGAUCAGUGACAUGUCCUACAUGGUCAACGACCCCUCCACUGACCCCAUUCGCAAGGGUGUUAUCAUGCCCGUUCAGUAUCUUGAGGAUGCUGAGGAGUUCCUGCCCCGCGCUCUGGAGGCUUUCCCCAAGGCCGGUGCCGCUAAGCGUCCCGAGCAGGGUCUGAUUGCCAACCUGGAGGGCAAGCGUCGUCCCACUGUCAAGACUGACAACGACAACGAGCUCACUGGUGUUCUCAACAUCGCCAUCCGCGACAUUGAGGGAGACGAUGACUCUCAGCUCGUGGUCCAGAUGCAGAAGAUGCUUGAUGACAACAAGGAGGAGCUGCUCGCCCGCCGCAUCCGCCGUGUCACUUUCAUCUGUGGUCGCGAGGGUGUCUACCCUGGCUACUUCACUUUCCGUGGCCCCGCCUACGAGGAGGAUCUGUCUAUCCGCCACAGCGAGCCCGCUCUUGCUUUCCAGCUUGAGCUGGGACGUCUGUCCAAGUUCAACAUCAAGCCCGUCUUCACUGAGAACCGUAACAUCCACGUCUACGAGGCUAUCGGUAAGGGCCCUGAGAACGACAAGGCUGUUGACAAGCGCUACUUCAUUCGCGCUGUUGUCCGCCCUGGUCGCCUGCGCGAUGACAUCCCUACUGCCGAGUACCUGAUCUCGGAGGCUGAUCGCCUGAUGAAUGAUAUUCUGGAUGCUCUGGAGAUCAUUGGUAACAACAACUCCGAUCUGAACCACAUCUUCAUCAACUUCUCCCCCGUCUUCAACCUGCAGCCCACCGAUGUUGAGCAGGCUCUGGCUGGCUUCCUGGACCGUUUCGGCCGUCGCCUCUGGCGCCUCCGUGUCACCGGUGCUGAGAUCCGCAUCCUCUGCACUGACCCGGUCACCGGCAUGCCCUACCCUCUCCGUGUCAUCAUCAGCAACACCUACGGUUUCAUUAUCCAGGUCGAGCUGUACAUUGAGCGCAAGUCCGAGAAGGGCGAGUGGAUCUUCCAGAGCAUUGGUGGCACCACCAAGCUGGGCUCCAUGCACAUGCGUCCUGUCUCUACUCCUUACCCUACUAAGGAGUGGCUGCAGCCCAAGCGUUACAAGGCUCACCUCAUGGGAACUCAGUACGUGUACGAUUUCCCCGAGCUCUUCCGCCAGGCCUUCCAGAACAGCUGGACUCGCGCUGUUGAGAAGAUUCCUUCUCUGGCCAGCCAGCGCCCCGCCGUUGGCGAGUGCAUCGACUACAGCGAGCUUGUCCUCGAUGACACCGACAACCUGGUCGAGGUUUCUCGCGAGCCCGGUACCAACAGCCACGGUAUGGUCGGAUGGCUCGUCACUGCCCGUACUCCCGAGUACCCCCGCGGCCGUCGCUUCAUCAUCGUUGCCAACGAUAUCACCUUCCAGAUCGGUUCUUUCGGUCCCCAGGAAGACAAGUUCUUCCACAAGUGUACCGAGCUUGCUCGCAAGAUGGGCAUUCCUCGCAUCUACCUGUCUGCCAACUCUGGUGCCCGUAUCGGUAUGGCCGACGAGCUGAUUCCCUUCUUCUCUGUUGCCUGGAACGACGCUUCCAAGCCUGAGGCUGGCUUCAAGUACCUCUACCUCACCCCUGAGGUCAAGAAGCGCUUCGACGCUACCAAGCAGAAGGAGGUCAUCACCGAGCUCAUCCACGAUGAGGGUGAGGAGCGCCACAAGAUCACCACUGUCAUUGGUGCCAAGGACGGUCUUGGUGUCGAGUGUCUGAAGGGCUCUGGUCUCAUUGCCGGUGCCACUUCCAAGGCUUACGAGGACAUCUUCACUAUCACCCUGGUUACUUGCCGUUCCGUCGGUAUCGGUGCUUACCUCGUCCGUCUUGGCCAGCGUGCUAUCCAGGUUGAGGGCCAGCCUAUCAUCCUGACUGGUGCCCCUGCCAUCAACAAGCUGCUGGGUCGUGAGGUCUACACCUCCAACCUGCAGCUUGGUGGUACCCAGAUCAUGUACAAGAACGGUGUCUCGCACAUGACUGCCAACGAUGACUUCGAGGGUGUCGAGAAGAUCGUUGACUGGAUGGGCUUCGUUCCCGACAAGAAGGGUGCUCCCAUUCCCAUCCGCCCCUGGUCCGAUGACUGGGACCGUGAUGCGUACGACCCUCGCUGGUUGAUCGCCGGUAAGCAGGAGGAGGAGGGCUUCCUGCCCGGUCUCUUCGACAAGGACUCCUUCGAGGAGGCUCUCGGUGGCUGGGCCCGCACCGUCGUCGUUGGUCGCGCCCGUCUCGGCGGUAUCCCCAUGGGAGUCAUCGCCGUCGAGACCCGCUCCGUCGAGAACGUCACCCCUGCCGACCCCGCCAACCCCGACUCCAUGGAGAUGAUCUCGCAAGAAGCCGGUGGAGUCUGGUACCCCAACUCAGCGUACAAGACGGCUCAAGCCCUUCGCGACUUCAACAACGGCGAGCAGCUCCCUGUCAUGAUCCUAGCCAACUGGCGUGGUUUCUCCGGCGGCCAGCGCGACAUGUACAACGAAGUCCUCAAAUACGGCUCGUACAUCGUUGACGCCCUCGUCAAAUAUGAGCAGCCCAUCUUCGUCUACAUCCCUCCCCACGGUGAACUCCGCGGCGGAUCCUGGGUCGUCAUCGACCCAACCAUCAACCCAGACCAGAUGGAAAUGUACGCCGAUGAAGAAGCCCGCGGCGGUGUCCUCGAACCCGAGGGAAUCGUCAACAUCAAGUACCGCCGCGACAAGCAGCUCGACACCAUGGCCCGCCUGGACCAGACCUACGGCGACCUGCGCCGCUCCCUGGCCGACACCACUCUGAGCAAGGAGCAACUGUCCGAUAUCAAGGCCCAGAUGGCCCAGCGUGAGGAGCAGCUCUUGCCCGUGUACAUGCAGAUCGCGCUGCAAUUCGCCGACCUGCACGACCGCGCCGGCCGCAUGCAAGCCAAGAACACCAUCCGCCAACCCCUCCGCUGGCAAAACGCCCGCCGCUUCUUCUACUGGCGUCUGCGCCGCCGUCUGAGCGAGGAGCAGAUCGUCAAGCGCAUGGUCGCUGCCAAGGCUGCCAAGUCUGGCGCCGAUGCUCCCCAGACCCGCGCCUCGCACCUGGAGACUCUGCGUGCCUGGACCGGAAUGCUGGACGACGAGAUCGAGCACGACGACCGCAAGGUCGCCAUGUGGUACGAGGAGAACAAGAAGGCUGUCCAGGUUAAGGUCGAGGCGCUCCGGACUGAGGGUGUUGCGGCUGAGGUUGCGCAGUUGCUGAUUGGCAACAAGGAGGGUGGUUUGCGCGGUGUGCAGCAGGUUCUUUCUAUGUUGCCUGUUGAGGAGCGCGAGUCUGUGCUCAAGUAUCUUGGUUCUUCUUAG